Pezoporus occidentalis (night parrot) is the source of this 1498-nucleotide messenger RNA. It is a transcript of the gene NDUFV1, whose product is annotated as NADH:ubiquinone oxidoreductase core subunit V1. The record is from RefSeq and is a predicted model, not a curated record. Lineage: Eukaryota; Metazoa; Chordata; Aves; Psittaciformes; Psittacidae. Gene Ontology annotation, biological process: mitochondrial electron transport, NADH to ubiquinone. Gene Ontology annotation, molecular function: 4 iron, 4 sulfur cluster binding; NAD binding; NADH dehydrogenase (ubiquinone) activity. The transcript has 10 exons. The coding region runs from base 81 to 1460 and encodes 459 amino acids.
GUCGCGUCGCUGGUUGGUGACGUCACAGCGCGGCGCCGCUACGGGGGCGGCUGAAGGUGACGGUGGUGCCGGUGCCCGCCAUGGCCGCCCGGCAGCUGCUGGGCCUGCGCCGCCUGCCCGGGGCCGCGGCCUCCUUCUCGACAGCACCCAAGAAGACGCAGUUCGGGUCGCUGAAGGAUGAGGACCGCAUCUUCACCAACCUCUAUGGGCGGCACGACUGGAGACUGCAGGGCGCGCUGCGCCGCGGGGACUGGUACAAGACCAAGGAGAUCCUGCUCAAGGGCGUCGAUUGGAUCCUGGCUGAGAUCAAGGCCUCGGGGCUGCGCGGCCGCGGCGGCGCCGGCUUCCCCACGGGCCUCAAGUGGAGCUUCAUGAACAAACCCCCCGAUGGGAGACCCAAGUACCUGGUGGUGAACGCGGACGAGGGGGAGCCCGGCACGUGCAAGGACCGGGAGAUCAUGCGCCACGACCCGCACAAGCUGCUCGAGGGCUGCCUGGUGGCCGGGCGGGCCAUGGGCGCCCGCGCUGCCUACAUCUACAUCCGCGGCGAGUUCUACAACGAGGCCUCCAACCUGCAGGUGGCCCUGAGGGAGGCCUAUGAAGCCGGGCUGCUGGGGGGGGACGCCUGUGGGUCCGGGUACGCCUUUGAUGUCUUCGUGGUGAGGGGCGCUGGAGCCUACAUCUGCGGGGAGGAGACGGCGCUGAUCGAGUCCAUUGAGGGCAAGCAGGGCAAGCCCCGGCUGAAACCACCCUUCCCUGCUGAUGUGGGUGUCUUCGGCUGCCCCACCACGGUGGCCAACGUGGAGACGGUGGCCGUGUCCCCCACCAUCUGCCGCCGCGGCGGGGCCUGGUUCGCCAGCUUCGGCCGGGAGCGCAACUCGGGCACGAAGCUCUUCAACAUCUCCGGCCACGUCAACAGCCCCUGCACGGUGGAGGAGGAGAUGUCGGUGCCGCUGAAGGAGCUCAUUGAGAAGCACGCGGGGGGGGUCCGGGGGGGCUGGGACAACCUCCUGGCCGUCAUCCCGGGGGGCUCGUCCACGCCGCUGCUCCCCAAGUCCGUGUGCGAGACGGUGCUCAUGGACUUCGACGCCCUGGUGCAGGCGCAGAGCGGGCUGGGCACGGCCGCUGUCAUCGUCAUGGAUAAAUCAACCGACGUCGUCAAAGCCAUCGCUCGCCUCAUCGAGUUCUACAAGCACGAGAGCUGCGGGCAGUGCACGCCGUGCCGGGAGGGUGUGGACUGGAUGAACAAGGUGAUGGCUCGCUUCGUGCAGGGCAACGCGCAGGCGGCCGAGAUCGACGCGCUCUGGGAGAUCAGCAAACAGAUCGAGGGCCACACCAUCUGCGCCCUGGGCGACGGCGCCGCCUGGCCGGUGCAGGGCCUCAUCCGCCACUUCCGACCCGAGCUGGAGGAGAGGAUGCGGCGCUAUGGGGAGGCCAAAGCCCGAGCGGCAUCAGCGUAAGGAUGGGGGGGGGGUUCUUCUGCUGCUCCCUGCCUGGG